Anopheles cruzii is the source of this 918-nucleotide messenger RNA. Its product is annotated as epidermal growth factor-like protein. The transcript has 2 exons. NCBI's taxonomy places the organism in Eukaryota, Metazoa, Arthropoda, Insecta, Diptera, Culicidae. The annotation marks the transcript as partial. The record is from RefSeq and is a predicted model, not a curated record.
AUGGUACGAUCGGGUGUCAGCAAGAUUGUUCGCCACAAUGCAUCAACGGCCGGUGCAUGGGCGACGAUCAUUUGUACCUGCUGGCUCGGCUACAAUACAUCCGAUCACUCUCCGAACGUCUGCGAACCCGUUUGCUCCGAGGAAUGCACGAAUGGAACCUGCGUAGCACCGGACGUGUGCCGGUGUUUGGAAGGAUACGUUGCCGUGAAUGAAACGUACUGCAUCGCCUUCUGCGACCCACUCACGAUCGACUGCACGUUUGGCAGUUGCGUUGAGCCAAACGUUUGCGAAUGCGAAAUGGGCUACAGUCUGCAGAAUGGCUCGUCUUCGUCCCGGUGUACUCCCGACUGUAGCCAACUCCCCCUGAACGCCGAAUGUACCGCUCCUGAUGAGUACCGUUGUUUGGCCGGCUACGAAUUAAAUGCCACCUACGAUGCUGACCAGUGUAUCCCGGUGUGUGAGCAAGAAUGUAACAACGGAACAUGCACGGCCCCCGAUACUUGCACUUGUUCCGAAGGAUUUAGGCUGGACGGUAACGACACUUGCGUGUCUAUUUGUGAGACCGAUUGCGAAGGACUAACCGGAACAUGCGUUGACAAUCUCUGUCAGUGCUUCGAUGGAUACCACAAUCUGACGAGCAUCUUCCAAUGUUCGCCGAAAUGCGGGGUCUGCCAAAAUGGUGAAUGUAUUGCGCCACAAGUUUGCGCUUGCCUCGAAGGAUACGACUCGAAUGCGACCGGUGUCUGUCAACCGAUCUGCAACAAUUGCACCGAAGGUGCCUUCUGUAAAGCGCCCUACGAAUGUGCGUGCUACGAGGGAUGGGAGGCAUCCAUCCAGGACGGAGACGUCGUAGAGUGUGUGGAACUAAGCAGUUUGGCGGAACGAUCCCAGCAUGACGAUUUCGUCAGCAUCACGUUA